Messenger RNA from Oikopleura dioica, 1440 nucleotides. NCBI's taxonomy places the organism in Eukaryota, Metazoa, Chordata, Appendicularia, Copelata, Oikopleuridae. The record is from the annotation of a GenBank genome assembly.
AUGAACGAAAACUUUCCGAAGCCGGAAAAUUUCUUCGAAAAGCGGGGAAGCUUCGAGGCUGAUUUUGAGAUGAUCCAAAGUUCAGAAGAAGAAGAGAUUUUUUCAAGCCAUGAUUCAGGAAUGGAAAUGGAAGGAAUGGAACGAUCUCUCCCGCGCUCUCCCUUCGCUCUUCUCAGAUCUGCCGAAAUCAAAGCAAGAAGAAAAUCGAGAACGAAGCUUUUCGCCGAUGAAAUUUCAGAAAAUGAAACCGUGGCCGAUUCAGAAAGUUCACCGCCGCAAAGUCCCAAAAGAGUUGCAAAGAGGCUUUCUCUUUUUGACUCGCCGCACACUCCAAGGUCCCUUGUCCGCCGACUUUCCCAAGGCAAAGAAAAUCCCCGGCUCCGACCUCGAAAUAUGCACUCUCCAGUUCCUGAAGCGAUCUCGAAUCCCUUCACUCCAACAAACAGAAAUUUCCGCCCAGCCUUGAGCCACAGCGCCAGGCAGAUUCGGCAGUCUAGAAUUGAUGUUCAAUCCAGGUAUAAAUCGGAUUUCUUGGAAGUUUCAAAAAUCGGCUCUGGCGAUUUCGGCGAAGUCUUCAAAGUCCAAAACCGUCUGGAUGGCUGCUUCUAUGCCAUCAAGAAAACGAAGAAUCCAAUAAUCGGCUCCCGGACCGAAUCGAAAGCGAUUCGCGAGGUAUGCGCCCAUGCGGUGCUGGACAAGCACGACAACGUUGUUAGAUAUUAUUCGGCGUGGAGCGAAGGCGACAGGAUGUUUAUCCAGAGCGAAUUCUGUAAUGGAGGUUCUCUCGGCGACGAAAUUGCUGAUCGCAGACUUUCCAGCCACGUGGCCCGGCCACUUGAUCAAGACAGUGUUUUCAACCUUUUGAGGGAUACAACCAGCGGACUGGCGUACAUUCACCGGCAGAAACUGGCCCAUAUGGAUAUCAAACCGGCAAAUAUUCUCAGAGUCAUCAGUGAAAACAAGAUCGAGUACAAACUUGGCGACCUUGGCCACGUUACACCCUACGAUGAGACGCGAUAUGAGGAAGGUGAUUGCCGUUAUGCAGCGAAGGAGAUUAUCCAAUCAGAUUCAUGCAUAGAUUUGCGCAUGGGCGAUAUCUUCAGCCUCGGUCUUUCAGCGUUUGAAUCCGCCACGCUGAAAAUCCUGCCGAAAAACGGCUCCGAAUGGCAUCACAUCCGAUCUCCAACAUUUUCCCAGCUCUUCGCCGUGCACAGCCAUCACCUCAGCCAAGAACUGGCUACAGUCAUUUCCCGAAUGCUUGCUGACAGUCCUUCCGCUCGACCAACAGCUGAAGAAGUUCAUCUUGAGCUAGGAAGAAGCGAAGUCGAAGCGCUCAAAAGACAGGUUCUGAUCGAGAGAAACACGAGCAAACUAUUAUCAAGUCAAUUAAAACGACAAGCCGGAAAACCUCGAUGCCUCAAGCGGACGAAAACAUCUUAG